GCUCGGCCCCGUACUCAUUUUAUAGUGUCUGCUAAAGUAUGGAUGCAGUACAAAAUUGAUCCAAUACAACCAUCGCACAAUUUUUAUACGAAAUCUACCUCGCGGGGUCUUUCGGUUUUAUAGUAUAGUGCGAAGUGUUAUAUGUCACUGCUAAAAAUUGAAGUGGAAAUUAAUGUACUUUGGCAAAACGACGUAAACGUUUGCGGAACUGCGAAUAUCGGAAAAUCUAUCGACUAAGGAUUUCGACAGCAUUUGGAAUGAUUGUGGGCGAAGCUGGUUACAGCUUCGGAUAUUCAGUUCAAUAAUUUCACUGCUGCAGACUGCAGUAUAUCAUCACCUUUUUCAAUAUGUACGCCAAUGAAUUGUGACAUGUAUGCUGAAGUGAAAAUCUGCGAUUUGUUACUGUGCUUUGAAACUAAAGUGGUUGGUAUAUCGCGUAUGACGAUGCAAAGGGUAUUGACAAGGAUAAUCCAUCAUCAGUGAUCGUCCUGACAACUAGUGAAUUUAAAAAAAAGCCAAAAAGUGCAAACUAGCAGCCUUCCCAAUUUAAACAAUUUUCCAUGAUUCACGUUGAAGGGAAAAAACAUUUUUCAGUGUGCUUUUAUAAAACCAUUUUCGUAAUUAUCGCCCUGGAUAACACUUUUCCCAUUCAUUUGAAGUAUUCUGGCUGUUUUUCAUCUCUCGGCAGGCGUUAUCGACAGUAACCGACUAGUUCCUACUGUCGAUUGGAUCAAAUACAGGUUUCUACUACCGUUGCAGCCGGGCUCUGUGCUCGGGCAGAACGAUGGACAGCAGAAGUACCUGAAAGGUCCUCGUGACUGACCGUGGCCCUGGGCCAACAGCGUAGAAAAAUGUCACUACGCCACUGCAGGAACCAUCUCUCUGUUUGGAAAAGCUUGCAUGUCCACCGACAUUCGUCAUCAUCGACAGAAACCGCAGUGCUUCGGAAGAAAGAAGAGUGCGCGAUAGGACAAAAAUCAAUUUGUGUAUCUGGUAAACCCAGUGCUAAUCAAAGAUUGCGACCAGUUCACCAUCCGAACUAUGUUGAAACCGUUGAAAAACUUGCUAACCUAUUUGCAGAGGAAUGCCAAUAGUUCGCCGAUUUUCGGAGUAUCUAACGGCAUGGGUCCAAUCGAGGAACCGGCGGCAGCGUUGAUAGCAAACGAGGACACAAUGGCAUCGGAGCAACUGGGCUGCGACGAUCCGCUGUACGAUCCGCUCGCACUGGACGGAGACGGUGACGCGGUGGAUGCACUUAAUGUAAGCAAUGCCAGCACCGUUUCGACCACGGGUACGGUUAGCAGUGAUUUGGAUAGCUCCAACGCCGGACAGAUAGUGCUGGUGGACGUUACGAGCCUGAAGAACAGUCCCGCGGCCGGGGCUGACCAUGAAAAUAAUAUUGACAUUAGUGAAGAAGUGGUAAACGGAAUCGAUCCCGUUAGUAUUAGUGUUAAUGGACACAAUGAUAGUAAAUCGUUGCUGGGAGAAGAAAGUGAGUGUGGGGAGGAGACCAAAUCUACCAAUCUGGGUGAAGACAGUUUUGUGACGGCUUGCUGUGGAGAAACUCCGAAUGCGACCGUUUGCACUACGGACGUGGAAGAUGUUGAUGUCGAGCAAACAGACGGGACGGUUGAUGCCAUAGCCGAAACGGCGGCUACCGUUAAUGGACAGGCACACGAAGAGGAGGAAGCUAGCGAUGGAUCCGAUUCCGGGCUAGGUUCGGAACCAUCGAGAAAUUUAUCUACACUGGAGAAGGACAUUGCUGAGCUUCCACUUGUGAAAAGUAAUCUCAAAAGACGCUCGGCUGAGGAAACGACCGAAGCGAGCAGUGAAAAGCGACCAAAGAAGGGCAUUACAUUCGAUGGGGUCACGGUGUUCUACUUCACUCGAAUGCAAGGAUUCGGGUGUGUCCCGUCCCAGGGCGGUUGCACACUCGGUAUGGAGUUCCAACAUAUGCAUUCAAAACGCUUCACACUGGCAGAGCAUGCCGCUGAGCAGCGCAAAAUGCAUCGGGCACAGUUGCAGGAACUGAAUCCUCGCACCAGUUCCAGUGAGGAGACGGACAGUGACGAUGAACCGAGUGAAAGCGGUUCCGAAGCCGAGAGCGAAUCGUACGGCUUCCUACAACCGGUGACCACCAGACAGAGGCGAGCAUUGCUCAAGGCGGCUGGUGUAAGAAAGAUAGACUCAACAGAGAAGGACGAAUGUAGAGUAAUAAGGACUUCCCGAGAGGUGUGUGGAUGCACCUGUCGGGGAUACUGUGAUCCGGAUACCUGUGCUUGCAGUCAGGCCGGUAUAAAAUGCCAGGUCGACAGACCUAGUUUUCCCUGUGGAUGCACACAGGACGGGUGCGCGAAUGUGGUCGGUCGAGUUGAAUUCAAUCCGGCGCGGGUUCGCACCCACUUCAUCCACACUAUUAUGAGGUUGAACUUAGAUCAUAAGGCAAGUACCGAUGAACACAACGGGCUGGGUAUGCACUCGACCACUAGUUACAGCAAUGGAAAGGAUUGGUCUAGCGGUCCAGUACGAUUACCGGGUUUAUACGGUAUCGUAGGUGUUAAUGGUGCUGAUACCGUAGAUGGGUAUCAUCAUCUGCAUCACCAGCAACAUCAGUACGGUGCAACUCACAGCUUUUUAAGCACCCAUCCGGUUUCUGGUGGACUUCCACCAAGCAACGAAUCAUUGGAUCUGCAUUACGCUUUCCGAGAUUACUACGGACCGCACCAGCAGACGACCAAUGAUCAACUGGCGAUACCGAAUUCUCUUAUGACUUCCUAUUAUACCAACUACCCGACCAGUAUGGACCAAUACCAUCAGCCUCACCACACCAAUUUGGUUAUGGACCAAAGAUCACCGGACCAACAUUCCCCGUACCACAGUCAAAUGGAAUCUACCGCCACGAGUGCGGUAAUGAUAGACGAAGAAGUAACAUUGAACACUCCAAUCAAUCCCAACUUCAGCUGCGACGAACAUUCGACUUUGGUCGAUCCUAUCCAAUCCAGUGCCUCACAGCCCAUCUCCGACUCGCACCUAAUCGAUCAGGCAGCUUGUCCCCCCGUCAGCGAGGCACCGGAAAGCCUUAGCCAUGACAGUGAAUUACCCCAACUAGUGGAUAAUUCUUCGGAAUGCACCGAAUCCGCUGACCAUCAGAAUCAUCCCAGUGGAGAUUUUAUCGACCUUAAUACCCCAUUGGCACCGGGCAGCGAACGCUUGGAAGCCAUAAACGAUCUGCUUGCAAGCAGUCGACACACCGUCAGUAUCGUCAAGCAGUCUAUCAUUGCCGAGGAGGAUGACGAGUUGAGUGAUUUCCGGGAUCCUCCCGUCGAUCCACUUCCUAGCACUUGUGUGGUGCGUCGGAACGAAUCAUACAGUGCGGAGAACGCCGAUGCUCAGCCGGAUGUGAACCAAGCGGAGCGGACAAAGAGUGAUGGGCCAGAUCAGCUACAACUGGAACAAAGAUCCGAAUCUGUCUGUUCGGCCAUCGAACCAAGCGAAAACCUAUGUGAAAUUAUCAAGAAUAGUAUUGUUGAGACCGCGUCGAAUUAAGUAGCCACAAUAUCUACGUUGAAAUAUAUACUCUAGUUUUGUUUCGAUGCAUUCGUUUCUUUCAUCGGGGUUAGCUCUAUUUUUUUCUUUCUGCGUUUUAAUACUGUUUUUUUUCUUAGGUUAUGUUUUCCAUAAUUUAUUCCCUGUUUCAUUCCCUGUCGUCUAGUUUCUCUAGUUAUUUACUUUGACCUACGUUGACUAGUGCUAUCAGCCCGACAUCUCAGUAGAAACACUACGUUUUCGAAACAAUAGACACACGAAAGUUAAAAUCAAAAAACUAUGUAAAAGUUGUAAUUAUUGUAAUUUCAUUAACUUAAAAAUAGUAGUUAAACCGAAUUAUGAAUUGCAAUUUGCGAGUAUCAUUACCGAACACUUGUGCUCAUUGGGACACGGCGGAACUGAACAUGUUGUUUUGGGCACUACUGUGUAGAGAUAAAAAUAACGGGAUAGAUUCAGUAAAAAAAAGUAAAAAAAUAGAAUUGUACUGUCGUUUUGUGUGAACAAAAUGAAGCAACAUGGACAUGGAAGCAACCGGUUGAAUAAAAAGUUUAUAUUCAUGCCCCUUUAGAAAACUUUUGUGGGAACUACAUUCGUGACAAGGCGAAUAUAAAAGAAAACCCUUAACUGCUAAGAAUAAUUAGGAUUAACCAUUAAAUAAUGUAGGCAAUUGUAAUUGUGAAUGAAGAUAGGCGUUUCUAACGCUGUCUGUGUUCUGUAUAUAAGUUUCAUUGAAUUCAAUCCUAAUACGAAAAUCAUAAAACUAAAUUAAACACAAGCAAAGAAUAUGUAAAAUGUGAGACAAGAUCAUAGUAUCAUUUACGAAAAUAAUAAUUAAAACAUAUAUAGUCGCGUAA
Molecule: messenger RNA, 4400 nt
Organism: Malaya genurostris
Lineage: Eukaryota; Metazoa; Arthropoda; Insecta; Diptera; Culicidae
Gene: Axud1
Exons: 5
Coding region: 1042-3546 (834 amino acids)
Biological process (GO): regulation of transcription by RNA polymerase II
Cellular component (GO): nucleus
Molecular function (GO): sequence-specific DNA binding; DNA-binding transcription factor activity, RNA polymerase II-specific
Source: RefSeq, a predicted model, not a curated record